Molecule: messenger RNA, 813 nt
Organism: Aspergillus candidus
Lineage: Eukaryota; Fungi; Ascomycota; Eurotiomycetes; Eurotiales; Aspergillaceae
Product: endonuclease/exonuclease/phosphatase family protein
Exons: 2
Coding region: 1-813 (270 amino acids)
Biological process (GO): double-strand break repair
Cellular component (GO): cytoplasm; PML body
Molecular function (GO): single-stranded DNA binding; 5'-tyrosyl-DNA phosphodiesterase activity
Source: RefSeq, a predicted model, not a curated record
AUGAGCGUCUUUUCUCAACUCCGCAACCGAGUUCUCGAAUGGAGACACGGCAUUCCUCUACCAACCUUAGAGACCAACACAUCGCCAAUCUUCCAAUCAUGGCAUCAAUUCGACACCUCUUCCAACAAAUGGCUUCCUCUUGACAGUCCGCACAAACCCUCCGAAGAAAGCAGUACCGCAGAUACCACCCCAGCUCAAGACUCAAAGCUAGUCCUCGCGACAUGGAACGUCGACGCCGGCGCACCCGACUCAGCAACGCGUAUCUCAUCAAUCAUAUCGCAUCUCCAGGCCUCAGCUCCCCUCGUCAACGUGAUCUUCCUCCAGGAAGUCUCACGAACAGCUCUGUCCACAUUACUAGCCACACCCUGGCUCCGCGAGCACUGGUACUCCAGCGAAGCAGACACGACCAACUGGGGCGCCGGACCCUUCGCAACCAUGACGCUUGUCUCAAAAUCAAAGCUCAGAGAUAGCGCACUCGGUCCAGUCUGGCGCCUCAAAUACCCCAGUCGAUUCCAGAGAGACGCCCUCUGCUGCGACAUUUUCCUCCCCUCUGGCUCUGCACCUCUCUCCCGCGUGCGGCUCAUCAACGUGCAUCUGGACUCUCUCCCUAUUCAGCCAUCGAAACGACCAAUCCAGCUCUCAAUCAUAGCAUCAUACCUUCGCGCGGCCGGACGCGGUGUCGUAGCGGGUGACUUUAACCCUGUCCUUCCUGAAGAUGACGCGCUGAUCGGCACCAACGAGCUUAAAGACGUAUGGGCUGAUCUCCGUCCGGAGGAAGAUGGGUUUACGAAACUGAAAGGAUCGUCUGUAUGA